CUCGCGCGCGCGUCAGUUGCCGCUCAGAAGUGCUGCGGAGUGGGCAGCCGAUUUUUCGAGAGAUCCACUCGAGAAACUCUCCUCUUGAUUUCUCAGAAGUAUAUUACGUUCGUCGUGUUACUGCUGCUGGCCUGUUAUUCGAGUCUACUUUUUUUGUCCUUUUUGUUUUUAUUCUUUUAAAAAAGUUUGUGUGUAAUGUAAUUUUCGUGUCUUACUGUAUGGCAAACAUUUGAUGAUUUAAAAUUUUUUUAGUUAUUCGACAAGUGUUAAGAUAAAAUACGUGUGGUACAUUAAUACCAAAGCGUGUCUUCGUUUUUUUUAUCAGGCGAGCUAUCAGAUUACAAAUAAAACUUUGACUACCAGAAAGAAGCUUAUUUUGCAGCUAUACACGGCAUGAAAUGAACGAUCACGGAAACUUCAACAAAAUUCUUAUGCAAAUACAUGUAAAUCCUGAAGUCGUAGAACAGAACACUGGAUCACGGGAGGCGAUAACAACGAAAAAUCGGCGCAAUCAUGGACGAGGAAAGAUCCUCGAGAUCAGGCCCUAUGGCCUCGCUCAAUAAUUUGUUCUCGUUCACCAGUCCAGCUGUCAAGAAACUUUUAGGUUGGAAGCAAGGUGACGAAGAUGAAAAGUGGGCUGAAAAAGCAGUAGAAUCUUUGGUAAAAAAGCUAAAAAAGAAGAAAGGUGCUUUUGAGGAGCUUGAAAGAGCUGUUAGUAAUCCAGGAACACCAAGUAAAUGUAUAACUAUCCCCAGGAGUCUUGAUGGAAGAUUACAGGUAUCACAUCGCAAAGGUCUACCUCACGUGAUCUACUGCAGAGUGUGGAGAUGGCCAGAUUUGCAAUCCCAUCACGAAUUGAAACCUCUAGAAAUGUGUCAAUAUCCAUUUUCAGCCAAACAAAAAGAGGUGUGCAUCAAUCCAUAUCAUUACAAACGUGUUGAGAGUCCAGUGCUGCCUCCUGUUCUUGUACCUAGACACUCAGAGUUUGCACCUGGCAGAUUGCCAAUGACUUUUCAGCAGCACAGUGAAUCAGCUAUGCCACAGAAUAUGUCAUACUAUUCUAAUGACUUCAACACUGGUCUGGGAAACAGUCCAAGUAGUAUGGAUGGUAGUGGUAGUUCACCAGUUUCUUCGUAUGGUUCAGUAUCAAGCCCAAUCAACACAGCAAAUAAUCAUAGCCAUAAUCCUUAUGGAGCCAAUAAUGGCCUUUCUGAAACUCCACCACCUGCUUAUUCUCCAUCAGAAGAUGGCUCUCAGUAUGGACAAUCGCCGUCACCUAAUUCUAUGAUGGCUAUGGAUAUCAGUAACAAUCAGGAUGUUGCUCCAGUGCCUUAUCAGGAACCAAGAUAUUGGGCUUCCAUUGCCUACUAUGAACUUAAUUGUCGGGUAGGCGAAGUAUUUCACUGUCAGUCACCUUCGGUCAUAGUUGAUGGUUUUACCGAUCCUCGUAAUAAUUCUGCCAGAUUUUGCUUGGGACAGUUAUCUAACGUUAAUCGUAAUUCCACGAUCGAGAACACGAGAAGACAUAUUGGGAAAGGAGUGCAACUGCAUUAUGUUGGAGGUGCUCUGUUUGCUGAGUGUAACUCUGAUUCGGCAAUUUUUGUACAGUCUAGGAAUUGUAAUCAUCAACGCGGUUUUCACUUGAGUACUGUUAUCAAGAUACCACCUACUUGCUCGCUCAAAAUCUUCGACAAUCAACUAUUUGCUGAUCUUUUAGCACAAAGUGUGUGUCAUGGUUUUGAAGCCGUCUACGAACUUACAAAGAUGUGCACAAUUAGAAUGUCUUUUGUAAAAGGAUGGGGAGCUGAGUAUCACCGCCAAGAUGUAACUUCAACACCAUGCUGGAUUGAAAUGCACUUAAAUGGACCUCUACAAUGGCUAGAUAAUGUUCUUACUCGUAUGGGUACGCCGCACAACGCCAUCAGCUCGGUUUCGUAAAAAAAACAUACCGUAUACUUACCGAGAAACUUUUGUAUACGAUGAAAAAGGAUAAUCAAGAUGCCAUAUUUACGUAGAACGAUGUAUAGCUUUUAAUUGAUGCAUAUACUUUUUUACAGUGCAAUAUUUGAUAAAAUGAGCUUAAAAUGUACUGAUUUUAAAAAGACUUGGAAUUUUUAAAACACGUAAGAUUACUUAUGUUGUGCUUAACGCUAGGAUUAACAUUUAUUUGGAUGCGUUUUGUUGCCGUACAAACAAAAUAAAAUUUGUAGUUGUUCUUUGAACAUUUCACGCCGGUAAAUACUCUCAAAUUAAAAUUUAGUUGUUGUACAGUUGAUUAGUGAAUUAUAAAGUAAUUACGUUUUUUUAGCGAAAGUUUAGAAGUCAUUAUGAAAUGUUAUUGAGAAAUCUUUAAAGAUUUGAUUGUUAUUUGUGAUAUCAAUUUGAUUAUAUAAAAAAUGUACUUGCAAUAUAUUGUAGUCUUCUAAUUGACAAUUAUUUUACAGUGACUUCUUCUGUUAGAACGUAAGUUUAACAGCGUAUAAGAGGCAAUCAGUUUAAAAUAGUACGUACACGUAUAUAAAUUAUUUUACUUAUGUACAGAAUAAACGUCAAUGGUCUCGUGCCUUGAAUAGAAUAAUAACAUAUCGAUAAUAAUUUUAAGCGGACGUUCGAUAUAUUUUUACAGAUAUACGAAUAUCUAUACAUUGAAAAUUUCGAAAAAGAAUUAAAAAAAUAUUAAUUAUGGACUUUGUUAUAAUUAUAUUUGUAAGAGAUUUUUUUUUUCAUUGAGA
Molecule: messenger RNA, 2732 nt
Organism: Phymastichus coffea
Lineage: Eukaryota; Metazoa; Arthropoda; Insecta; Hymenoptera; Eulophidae
Product: protein mothers against dpp-like
Exons: 4
Coding region: 514-1938 (474 amino acids)
Biological process (GO): anatomical structure morphogenesis; BMP signaling pathway; cell differentiation
Cellular component (GO): heteromeric SMAD protein complex
Molecular function (GO): DNA-binding transcription factor activity, RNA polymerase II-specific; RNA polymerase II cis-regulatory region sequence-specific DNA binding; I-SMAD binding
Source: RefSeq, a predicted model, not a curated record